UUAAGCCAACUAAGGCAUAAAUGUUUUAUCUUGGUUAAUUUCAUAAACGACGCUUACUUUUUAAUCAGUAAAUUGCGUUAUUUGAAAAAUUUCAAAAUCAAAAUGAACAUCAAAAUUGACAUAAAUUUAUGUCGUGUGUGUAAGAAAGAAGAGCCCGGUUCAAACAUUUACACCGGCAAUAUUUUGGAAAAGUUUUUGUACACAACUCUAGUACAAGUUGAGAAAAAUGAUGGCUUAUCGGAGAUUAUCUGUAAGAAAUGUUUGGCUCGAUUACAAAUUGCCUAUGAUUUCAAGCGACAAGCAGUCGAAUCACACCGUGAACUUCGCAGCUUCAUAUCGAAUGUGAAUAAACAAUUUAAACAAGUCACUGGAACAAAAACAAAGCAAAAAGACGGCGAAAGUGAGUCGUACGAUGAACUGGAAGAUGAUAUGCAAGCGAUCAUCGACGAUGAAGUCGAAUACAAGGAAAUUGAUGUCGAAUUUUCGGAUGAUACCAAAAAGGCAAUUGACAGAGAACAAUUGGUUGAAAUAUUGGGCGAGAAUAAUGCGAUCACCAUACGAAAAACACGAGCGGUCAAAAUUCAAGAAGAUGCCAACAAUGAAGCACCUGAAAAUAUGGAAGUGUAUUUGGUGGAAGAAGGACAUGAAGGUGAAUCUGGAUUUAUACUCGAUGAGUAUGAUGAAAAUGGAGGGGAAUUAAUCGUUGACGAUGUCGACUAUUUGGAAGAUGAUGACAUUGACGACUUGUAUGAAACGGAGGAGGUCGUGCAAACGAAAAGAACGACAUCGAGAGCAAACAGAAGUAGUUCCAGCGUAAAUGCAGACAAUCGUUGCAAUAUUUGCCAGAAGACCUUCAGCACACGAACCAAUUUGACCAGACAUAAAAUCACACACGAAGGCCGAAAACCAUACGUUUGCCGAAUUUGUGGUUCAAGCUUCACACAAAAUGGUUCGCUCAAAUGUCAUAUGUUCAUCCAUACAGGAGAAAGGCCAUAUAAAUGCGAUCAGUGCGACAAAGCCUUCACCCAAAGCAAAUCAUUGGUGUUUCAUAAACGACGACAUACCGGUGAGAAACCAUUUCCCUGUGACGUGUGUGGCAUCCAAUUCCGGCAAAAAGAUGGCCUGAAGCGACACAUAGCUGCAAAACAUGCCGCACAACGGACAAAGAACCACAUUUGUCAUAUUUGUGACAAAGUUUUGCUGUCGAGACAUUCGCUAAAAGCUCACUUGACUCGACACAACGACAAAGACAUAGAAGAGAAAUUUAAUCAAUUGGAAAAACUCCAUAAGGCAAAUUCCACCGAUCCAAUGAAGGUUGCUAAAACUGAAAAUGAGAAAAUAGAAGAUUCAGAGACACCAGACGACUGGGAUGAAUUGUUUGCAUGCGAAUUUUGUGAUCAAGCGUUUUCAAACUCAAAUGAAUUGCUAGAACACCGUGAAACUCACAACGAAGCACAAGAAUAGUAAACAAAACCAUUUAGUUUUAAGAAUUAUUAUAUAUUAUUUAAAACCAAAAACAAAAUGUCCCAUCUUUUCAAAGCUAACCUACUUAGCUUGUACAUUUAUUACUUAGAAUUUAAAAUGUGUUAAUCGUAUCACAUUUUUUUUAUGAAAAUCCAUU
This is a messenger RNA of Contarinia nasturtii (swede midge), 1621 nucleotides long. RefSeq names its product zinc finger and SCAN domain-containing protein 12-like. The record is from RefSeq and is a predicted model, not a curated record. The coding region runs from base 103 to 1464 and encodes 453 amino acids. NCBI's taxonomy places the organism in Eukaryota, Metazoa, Arthropoda, Insecta, Diptera, Cecidomyiidae. Gene Ontology annotation, cellular component: nucleus. Gene Ontology annotation, molecular function: zinc ion binding. The transcript has 7 exons.